Messenger RNA from Sorex araneus (European shrew), 3651 nucleotides. It is a transcript of the gene PDZD11, whose product is annotated as PDZ domain containing 11. Gene Ontology annotation, molecular function: protein binding. Gene Ontology annotation, biological process: neurotransmitter secretion; maintenance of epithelial cell apical/basal polarity; protein localization to basolateral plasma membrane. The transcript is spliced from 7 exons. Gene Ontology annotation, cellular component: synapse; cell-cell junction; basolateral plasma membrane. NCBI's taxonomy places the organism in Eukaryota, Metazoa, Chordata, Mammalia, Eulipotyphla, Soricidae. The coding region runs from base 125 to 547 and encodes 140 amino acids. The record is from RefSeq and is a predicted model, not a curated record.
UCGGCGCGCGCCCUGGCCCCGCCCCUGGCCGCCCCAGCGCAACAUCCGGUUCCGGUUCCCAGCCUGACUCGGAGGCGAGCGGCCCGGGAGCUGGUGCAGGCCUGCCGGCGGGGCCGUGUCAGAGAUGGAUGGCCGGAUUCCUUAUGAUGAUUACCCGGUGGUUUUCCUGCCUGCUUAUGAGAAUCCCCCAGCAUGGAUUCCUCCUCAUGAGAGGAUAUACCACCCAGACUAUAACAAUGAACUCACUCAGUUUCUGCCCCGAAUCGUCACACUGAAGAAACCCCCUGGAGCUCAGUUGGGAUUUAACAUACGAGGAGGAAAGGCCUCUCAGCUUGGUAUCUUCAUCUCCAAGGUGAUUCCUGACUCUGAUGCACACCGAGCAGGACUUCAAGAAGGGGACCAAGUUCUAGCUGUGAAUGAUGUGGAUUUCCAAGAUAUUGAGCACAGCAAGGCUGUUGAUAUCUUGAAGACAGCCCGUGAAAUCAGCAUGCGUGUUCGCUUCUUUCCCUACAAUUAUCAUCGCCAAAAAGAAAGGACUGUGCACUAGCAUUGCAACCCUCAGCCUUCCACAUGGAAUCUUCUAGAGCAAGCUAGCUUGACCCUGGGGAAACCACUCAGGAAAUUACCCUCAACCUCUCCCUGACAUAGCUGAGUGGGGAGGUUGGGGACAGUGAAGCCCUAUACUGAGAUAACUAAAUAAUUUCAUUAUCUUAACUAUACUGAACUUUUUAUUCCCUAGUUUCACUUCAUUGGGGGGAACCAUACCUGGCCAUGCUUAGGGGCUAUUUCUGAUUCUGUGCUCAGGAGAGACCUUUAUGUGGCCCUAGGGAUCAACUCAGGGUCAGCCAAAGUGGCCAUAUGCAAGACAAGUGCCUUAACUCCUGUACUUUCUUCAGCCUCCCCCCAUCCUGGUUUGCUAUUUUUUGUUUUGGGGGGCCACACCCAGCUGUGCGCAGGUCUUACUCCCGGCUCCCUGCUCAGGAACCACUUCUUUUGAGGCUUGGGGAACCUUAGGGAGUGCCAGGAAUUGAACCCUGGUUGGCCGAGUGUAAGGCAAGCACCCUACCUACUGUACUAGUCUCUCUGACUCCCCUCCCUGGUUUUCUAGGUGAGCUUCAUUUUCGCAAGAGGAAGUAGAAGGAUGAUGAUACAUAGGUAUAGUCCAGCCUGUGAAGAACCCUGCUAGAAAAGGCAACUAACACUUACUGAACACCAUGUCCUAGGCAAUUACACAUAUGUCUCUGUUUUUGAUAGAAUAUAGAAAUCAGAUUUUUAAAGUUUUGGGACCUGCCAUCAAAUCUGCCUGGUCAUCUUUUUUCUUUAUUUUGCUUGGUUUUUUUUUGGGGGGGGGCAUACUAACUGUGCUCAGGGCUCACUCCUGGCUCUGAACUCAGGAAUUACUCCUGGUGGAGCUCAGGAAACCAUAUAUGGUGCCAGGAAUCGAACCUGGGUUGGCUGUAUGCAAAGUAGAUGCCUUACCCACUGUACUAUUUUUUCAUCCCAUGCCUGGUCAUCUUUUCGCAUCUUUAUACUAUUAGUCUUACACACUUGGGAGACCCUGUGGGAACCUGUUCCCCCUCCCCUUGCUCCUAUUCUCCCCAAAGUAAAACCCAGUGCUGAGAAAACAUUGUGACUUUCGCAUGACAUUGAUUGGGUAUACAAUGACUGUUGAGACAAAAAUAAGUGUUCUCAUUAAUACUUCUACACUAGUCCAAAGAGGCUAUUCCUCACCAAACUAGAAGGAACACAGCAACUCAAAGGAGCCACUGAAAGUAACAAACACCAGACCUUCGCAACUAUAUCAGCUCAGAGCAAUGGGGAAGCUGAGAAGCCAUAGCCACAGUCUAAAGGGAGAAUGGCAGUAGGAGAGGUAUAUUAGAGGAAGUAGGGCCUACCACCCUUAGUGUUGAACAUUUCCAUGAAAGGGACAGUAUUGUAGUUCUGUCUUUUAUAGAUUAUUUGAUCUGGAACAAAAACUGUAAAGGUGAGAGAUGCAUUUCUUUUUGGGGGGGGGCAGCAGUAAGAAGUAGUAGUUACCAAUUUACAAAUUGUAGAAAUUGUAGGUUGAAUGGUACUGACUGCCACCUUCAUCAUCUUUCUCCACUUCCAGAUAACUUGCUGUGCUUUAAUUCCUUACUUUCCAGUCCAUUGUUUGAGGAUCCAGGCAAAGACAUAUUUCGUUUCUAUUGGCAUGUUCAAAUUUCCCAUUCAAAUUUGAAGAUUUCAUUUUCUUUUUGGUUUUUGGACCACAUCUGCCUGUUCUCAGAACAUUCCUGGCUUUGCGCUCAGCUAUCACUCUUGACGAGGCUCGGGGUACCAUAUGUGGUGGCAAGGAUUAAACCGGGGUUGGCUGCAUCCAACUCAAGUGUCCUACCGUUGUACUAACACUUCAGUCUCCAAGAUUUGAAGUUUUCUGAGUUACAGGGUAAAUGCCCUCAUAAUGGAAAUCCUGAGUUUGCCUUAAAAAAAUUCUGGAAAGGUGCAUUCUGUCUUGGAGAUUCAUGCAUCUCAACCUGAGGUGUGUACUCUCAUCUCUCUCCCCUUUAAAGAAGCCUGUUUUCUCUUGAACACUUCUCUCUCCAUAUUUCCCUGAAUAAAACUAUUAUACUUCAGUUAAAAAAUGAAAGAAUUCUGGAAAGCUUAAAUAUAUUUCCAAGCUCUUCACCUGGAGAGUAUUUUUAUUUGUCUGAGGUCUCUGGAGUUCUAAAUUUUCGAGUAAGGCAAAUAACUCCAAAUACAGAAAACCUAGUUCUUUGUUGUAGUAAUAUAUCUCAAUGAGGAAAGUUUGGUUCUCUCUGGUUCUCCUUAGGUACAUUUUCUAGAGACUUGGUGACAUUAUUAGGUACCACUAUCUCUUGUGAGCAGAGCUGAAAGAAUUAAUUUAGCUAUUUCCUGUUUACUUGUUUUGGGGGCCUUGGGACACAUCCAGUGGUGCCCAGGUCUUACUCCUGACUCUGUUCAGGGAUCAUUUCUGAUGGGGGUCCGAUGACCAUCUGUGUUGCCAAAAUUGAACCUGAGUCACUUGGAGGCAAGGCAAACACCCUACCCGCUGUACUAUCACUUUGACCCGUAAUUUAGCUAGUUUUAAUGUUUCCAGGGAAAUGUUUCAUUUAUAUGAGCCCCCUGUGACUAUAUUGGAAGAAGAAACUGGAAGCUUCUUCAAGUGUACUUCCAAAAGUGAUACCAUAUUUACUUAGUUUUCCGGAUGUUGAGGCAACAUUCCCUGUCUUUAGCAGGUUUUAAAGGACUCAUUUAAAAUUAUGGAAAAUAUUGUAUAAAAAAGUCCUAGUGAGGACACAAGCUGUGAUACAAACUUAAGAAUGCAACUCCCCCCCCUCCGAGCCCUAAAUUGAAUCUCAUUUUUGAGACACUCGAAAUGGUAUUGGGGCACUAGCAUGAUGCAGUUGCAUUGUGAAGGUUUAGGUAUAGGAUGAAAACAUAACAAGAUAGGUUGAGAUAAAAUAACCAGUCUUUUACUGAGGUUGUAGUAAAGGAUGAGUUGCUAGGCCUUUGAGUGUCUAGACUCUGGUAGAGUUAUCCCCUAAAGGUGUCUCUAGCAGUCAGACAUAAUAAGGUAGAAUUUCUGGUCUACACAAGAUCUUUCCACCUAGUACUUGUGAGAUGCAAUCAAGAAAAAAUAAAUUAUGCUAG